AUGGCGGAAUCCAGCAACCUCAAGAACGAGGCUCGACGGAGCGAGGAGGGCCACGGCCUCCUCAACGGCGAUGAGAAGCGAAUCGAAGAGAGCUACGAUCUCGAGGCCAACAGCACUGCCGCCACCGAACAACAGGCCAACGCCGACAGAGUCCGCAACCCCGUCGAAUACACCAUCUCACCUCAGGUCAAGUUUGGCUGGUUGAGCGCCUAUUUCAUGUUCAGCUUGGUUUUGACCCUCUACAACAAGUUGAUUCUCGGAGCGUUCCCCUUCCCGUGGCUUCUCACCUCACUUCACGCCACGUGCGCGAGUUUGGGUUGCUACUGCUUGCUCCAAUGUGGCUACUUCACCAUGUCCCAUCUGGGACGCCGCGAAAACCUCAUUCUCCUCGCCUUCAGCUUGCUCUUCACCACCAACAUUGCCGUGUCUAACCUGUCACUUGCCAUGGUCUCCGUGCCAUUCUACCAGGUCCUCCGAACUACCGUCCCCGUGUUCACGGUUCUCAUCUACCGCGUUGUCUUUGGUCGCACUUAUGAGAACAUGACCUACCUGACGCUGGUUCCCAUCAUGAUUGGUGCUGCUCUGACCACCAUUGGCGAGUACACUUUCACCGACCUGGGUUUCCUGCUCACCUUUGCGGGCGUGUUGCUUGCUGCGGUCAAGACCGUCGCUACCAACCGCAUUAUGACCGGCCCCCUGGCCCUCCCCGCUAUGGAGGUCCUGCUGCGCAUGUCGCCCUUUGCGGCUAUGCAGUCUUUGGCCUGCGCCAUCGCCGCCGGCGAGCUCGGAAAUCUCAACACCAUGCGUGUGGAGGGCAACAUCAGUCUCGCCACCGUUAUCGCUCUUCUCGGAAACGGCAUUCUCGCUUUCGCCCUCAACGUUGCCUCUUUCCAGACGAACAAGGUCGCCGGUGCUCUGACGAUGAGCAUCUGCGGUAACCUGAAGCAGUGCCUGACGGUUGGCCUCGGCAUUAUCGCCUUUGGCGUCGAAGUCCACCUCUUCAACGGCUCCGGCAUGAUUCUCACCAUGAUUGGUGCCGGAUGGUACAGCAAGGUCGAGCUCGACCGUAGAGCCCGCAAAUAA
Colletotrichum phormii is the source of this 1083-nucleotide messenger RNA. Its product is annotated as triose-phosphate transporter. NCBI's taxonomy places the organism in Eukaryota, Fungi, Ascomycota, Sordariomycetes, Glomerellales, Glomerellaceae. The record is from RefSeq and is a predicted model, not a curated record. The transcript is spliced from 4 exons. Bases 1 to 1083 code for a protein of 360 amino acids. Gene Ontology annotation, molecular function: antiporter activity. Gene Ontology annotation, cellular component: Golgi apparatus.